AUGUCUGGCGAUAUUACUCCGAACGAGAACCUGCUGGCUAUGAGGAAGUCAAAGCCACUGACUGUGGUUAUUAAGCUGGGCACAAGCUCAAUUGUCGACGAAACAACCCACGAGCCUCUGCUGCCAAUCCUGACCCUGAUUGUGGACACGGCCGUCAAGCUACGAAAAGAUGGCCAUAGAGUGGUCAUUGUCUCUUCAGGAGCUAUUGGCGUAGGUCUUCGACGAAUGGACGUAGCUAAGCGUCCCAAGCAUUUGGCACAGUUACAGGCAUUGGCGGCAAUCGGUCAGUGCCGGUUGAUUAGUCUCUGGGACAGCCUGUUUGCUCAUCUAUCGCAACCUGUGGCCCAAAUUCUACUCACAAGAAAUGAUAUUGCUGAUCGAACACGAUAUCUCAAUGCUCAGAGCACAUUUAACGAAUUAUUAGACAUGGGAGUCAUCCCUAUUGUAAACGAAAACGACACCCUGGCAGUUUCCGAAAUCAAAUUUGGCGAUAAUGAUACCCUUUCAGCGAUUACAGCGGCCAUGAUACACGCAGACCUCUUAUUUCUCAUGACGGAUGUUGAUUGUUUGUACGAUAAGAACCCGAGAAGCCAUCCCGAUGCCAAGCCCAUUGAAAUCGUGGAAGAUAUCUCAGCUCUCGAGGCAGAUGUCUCGAGCGCUGGAUCAGCACUAGGCACGGGUGGUAUGAGUACAAAGAUCAUCGCCGCACGACUCGGAACGUCGGCGGGUGUGACAACCAUCAUCACCAGGUCAUCGAAUCCUGGCAAUGUCUUGAACAUUGUCCGUUACCUCCAGCCAUCGAGAUCGGCUUCAUCCUUGUCGUUGAGUCAAUUGGCUACAUCGGAGAAUAAAGAGAGCAAGCCAGCUCCGCCAUUGCACACGAGAUUUUUGGCUUCUACCGAUCCAAUUCGGGACCGCCACUUCUGGCUCCUCCACACUCCGAAUCCCCACGGCACGCUGUACAUCGACGAAGGUGCUCACAAGGCUCUUCUUACCAAGGCCGGCUUACUGCCCGUUGGUGUGGUUGAUGUCGAGGGCAACUUUGCCCAGCAAGAAGUCGUCAGGCUUGUCGUUGUCACCCGAAAAUCCAAUCCGGGCCCGGAUGGGAAGCGUUGGGAGGGCGUAAGGCAGGAGAUUGGGCGAGCGCUCGUCAACUAUGCCGCUCCCGAAAUCUCAAGAAUCUUGGGCCAUCAGAGCACGGAGAUUCGAGGCAUUUUGGGCUAUGCGGAUACAACUCUUGCCCGCCUCACAUUUGCCCCGCGUGUGACCCGGUUUGCUGCCGCCUUCAGUCGUCGCAACCUGUCUGUUUCGCGAAAGCUUUGCGCAUUCCAGCCUCUCAAGCCGCAGAACCCUCCCAAGACCGGCGCCAUGUCUUCAUCCGCGACGACCCUCAAGGGCCAGCCCCUCGACAAGGUGGUGCUCGACGCCAUGCUGCGACGGCGCAUGUUCUACACCCCCUCCUUCGAGAUCUACGGAGGUGUUGGUGGUCUCUACGACUACGGCCCGCCAGGCUGCGCUCUCCAGGCCAACAUUAUCGAUUUGUGGCGGAAACACUUUGUCCUGGAGGAGGACAUGCUCGAGGUCGACUGCACUGCGCUGACUCCCCACGACGUCCUCAAGACCAGUGGCCACGUCGACAAGUUUGCCGACUGGAUGUGCAAGGACCCCAAGAACGGCGAGAUUCUGCGAGCCGAUCACUUUGUCGAGGCCAUCCUCGAGGCUCGUCUCAAGGGCGACAAGGAGGCCCGCGGCCAAAAGAUUGAGGAGAAGGAGGUCGACCCCAAGAAGAAGAAGAAGGCCAAGACUGCUGCUGCUAUCAAGCUUGACGACGCCGUGGUCCAAGAGUACGAGGAGGUGCUUGCCAAGAUCGACAACUAUGGUGGCCCUGAACUCGGCGAGCUCAUCAAGAAGUACGACCUCAAGAACCCCGAGACUGGCGUCCUUCCAUCAGACCCCGUGGCCUUCAACCUGAUGUUCCAGACAUCCAUCGGACCCAGCAGCAACCUUGCUGGCUACCUCCGCCCCGAGACCGCCCAGGGACAGUUCCUCAACUUUGCCAAGCUCCUCGAAUUCAAUCAGUCCCAGAUGCCGUUUGCCUCGGCCUCUAUCGGCAAGUCAUACCGAAACGAGAUUUCGCCCCGCGCCGGUCUCUUGCGUGUGCGAGAGUUCCUGAUGGCUGAGAUUGAGCACUUUGUCGACCCCGAGGGUGGCAAGAAGCACAGCCGCUUCCACGACGUUGAGAACGUCGAGAUGGUUCUGCUGGAUCGCCACGUCCAGCUUUCUGGAAAGACUCAGACCCAGAAGAUGACCAUUGGCCAGGCCGUCAAGGACGGUGUUGUCGACAACGAGACUCUUGGAUACUUCCUUGCCCGUAUCCACCUCUUCCUGGAGAAGAUUGGCGUUGAUCUGUCAAAGAUGCGUUUCCGACAGCACAUGGCCAACGAAAUGGCCCACUAUGCCACUGACUGCUGGGACGCCGAGCUGUUGACCUCAACUGGCUGGGUAGAGUGCGUUGGCUGUGCGGAUCGUAGCGCAUACGAUUUGUCAGUCCAUGCCAAGAAGACUGGCGCUCCUCUGGUCGUCCGUGAGCGACUUGAUGAGCCCAAGGUCAUUGAGGAGUGGCAGGUCGAUAUCCAGAAGAAGAAGUUUGGACCUCUGUUCAAGAAGGAUGCCAAGACUGUGGAGACUGCCCUGGAGGCUACUUCACAAGAGCAGCGCGAAAAGCUGGCCAAGGAGCUUACUGAGACUGGCAAGAUUGUCCUGGACGUUGAGGGCAUUGCCGGUGGCAAGGCUACCAUCGACAAGGACUCUGUCGCCAUCGAGUUCCGCAAGAGAGUGGAGAACACCCGUGAAUACACUCCCAAUGUCAUCGAGCCAUCUUUCGGUAUCGGCCGUAUUCUCUACUCUCUCAUUGAGCACAACUUCUGGACCCGUGGCAGCGAUGGUGGUGAUGAGGCUCGUGGUGUCCUAUCUUUCCCUCCCACUGUGGCCCCGACAAAGGUUCUCCUGGUUCCUCUGUCCUCCAACCCGCAGUUCAAGCCUACCGUUAAGAAGCUGUCCCAGAAGCUGCGCAGCCUCGGCGUCUCCAGCCGCGUAGACGACUCGUCUGCCAGUAUCGGAAAGCGAUACAGCCGAAACGACGAGCUCGGAACGCCGCUCGGCAUCACUGUUGACUUCCAGACCCUCCAGGACGGCACCAUUACGCUGAGAGAUCGCGAUUCGACCACGCAGGUCCGAGCUGAGGAGGACAAGAUCCUGGAGGCCAUCCAGUCGCUGGUCAAUGGCAGCAAGCAGUGGGCGCAGAUUGAGUCUGAGCUUCCCAAAUUCCAGGGACAGGAGGUUGAUGUUCCCGUUCGAUAG
Molecule: messenger RNA, 3360 nt
Organism: Trichoderma gamsii
Lineage: Eukaryota; Fungi; Ascomycota; Sordariomycetes; Hypocreales; Hypocreaceae
Product: glycyl-tRNA synthetase
Exons: 8
Coding region: 1-3360 (1119 amino acids)
Biological process (GO): mitochondrial glycyl-tRNA aminoacylation
Cellular component (GO): cytoplasm; mitochondrion
Molecular function (GO): glycine-tRNA ligase activity; ATP binding; glutamate 5-kinase activity
Source: RefSeq, a predicted model, not a curated record